Momordica charantia (bitter melon) is the source of this 1091-nucleotide messenger RNA. RefSeq names its product PLASMODESMATA CALLOSE-BINDING PROTEIN 2. The record is from RefSeq and is a predicted model, not a curated record. NCBI's taxonomy places the organism in Eukaryota, Viridiplantae, Streptophyta, Magnoliopsida, Cucurbitales, Cucurbitaceae.
GAAAAAGAAAUUUGUCACUACUCACUACUCACUACUAAACUCAAUUAUUCUUUCACAUUCCAUACAAUAUUUAUUCCCCACUCUCAAAAUCCCAACAUCAAAAUACCCCUUCAUCAUCAUAUUUUUAAUAUUUCUCGAUCGGACAUGGCUGCUUUAGCUCUCGCCGUGCUCCUCCUGGCCGCCAUGGCUGGCCACUCAAGUGGGAGUUGGUGCGUUUGCAAGGACGGGUUGGGAGACGCGGCGCUGCAGAAGGCGCUGGACUACGCGUGCGGGGCCGGGGCGGACUGCAACCCGAUUCGGCAGAAUGCGGCCUGUUUUCUUCCCAAUACGGUGAGGGCUCACUGCUCUUAUGCUGUUAAUAGCUACUUCCAGAAGAAGGCCCAAACUCAGGGCUCCUGCGAUUUUGCUGGCGUUGCUGCCAUCUCCACAACUGACCCUAGCGCUGCUGGCUGUUCCUACCCUUCAAGCGCCGGUGGCAGCGGCGCCGGAACAACUCCGGUGACGACGGCUCCGACACCACCUGGAGCAACAACAGUACCCGGAAUGACGUCACCUGUGACGAGGCCACCAACGACCACCACAACUACAAAUCCCAUUCCCAACAACUCAUCCCCCACCGGAGUUCUGGGCGGUGCCGGCACCGGCACCGGCGUCGGCCCCACCGGAGCCGGAACCACCACCACCGCCGACGAGAGCCACGGCGGGACACGGCUCCAACACCACACAUUCCUCUCCCUCUCAAUCGUCCUCUUACUUAGCUUAAUGCAAAUUAUUAAUUAAUUUGGUGAGACUAAAUUUAAAGUACUUAAUUAGCUAGCUUGUAAAAGAGUGUGCAUCUGAUGGUUCUUCUGCCUUCUUCUGCUGUUAUUAGUAGUUGAUUAAUUAUGAUUUAAAUAGCCUUCUUAUAAGGUUUUGGUUUUUCAUUUUCCAUCAUAUUAUAUAAAUAUAUAUCUAUCAAGAUGGAGGGUUGCACUGGAGUUUUGUAAUAUAUAUUAUGUUUCGAGGGCGUUGUUUAGAUCUAAUUAGUAUGUAUUAGAGUGGUGAUUUUCCACUCUAAAUAUGAGAUUUGUUAAUUUAAGGAAAUUGUUAUA